Messenger RNA from Zychaea mexicana, 1071 nucleotides. RefSeq lists its product as uncharacterized. Lineage: Eukaryota; Fungi; Mucoromycota; Mucoromycetes; Mucorales; Lichtheimiaceae. The transcript has a single exon. The record is from RefSeq and is a predicted model, not a curated record. The coding region runs from base 120 to 779 and encodes 219 amino acids.
CAGCAGCAGCAGCUAACUUAUCGAAUUCAUUACAUAUUUGUUGUUCAUAGGUUGCAGAAUCCAGCAGCUCGUAUUUCCCUCAAGUCAAUGGUUCGAACAGCAUCACCAUUCCCGUCGACAUGCCUGUCGACUCGGAUAUGGAAGACAGUAUCAGCAGCCAUCACGAACCCGCCUCGCCACUCUCCAUGUCGUCGCCAUUCGCUGGAUCGCUCGACGCGACAGGAGCAUUCCUCAGUCAUUCGUUACCGAACUAUCACCACCCACACCAACAACAACAACAACAGCACCCUCACCAUCACCAAAUACCAGUGCACGGUCAGAAUGGCGGCAAUGCGGGCAUGCUUCCACAGCACUUGAAUUCCAUGUCAACGACGACUGCCACGCAGGCGCGGCCUUCGUCUCUCUAUAUGAAUCGUACUUCAGCGACUACACCGACUGCAACAGAUACGGGAGCAACACCACCGUCAUCAUUUAGUCCGCGUCUUAGCGUGCCACAGGUCAAUAACCCGGGCGCGAUGAGCUUUGAGGAAUUACUUUCCAUGUACUACGCCGGAGGAGCAGGAGCAGGAGGAGGUGGCAGUCCAGCAGUGGACACACCACCUGCCACAAGUGCAUCGUUUGACGGAAACAUGCUAUCAUCACUGAUGGCCAGCCAGGGCGCUGACGGCUCUUUGUCACACAUUGAUCCGAGCCAGCUUGUUUCUGGGAACGACAGUGCCACGAGCAGUAGUAGCAGUGGGCCAUUCGGAAUAGCUUCAGGUGAGCUUUAUUUACUUUGAUCUGUUUCAUAGCGAUGGGCGAUGAGUGCGUGCGUAUGAUAAUAAAUUACUUAUAAAAACAACAACAACAACAACAAAACGAUGUUUAUACGUAGCGCCACAUCCAUUACAAUCUCCACCUGCAUUAUUGCCACAGACACCACCAGCAUCUUCCAGCGAUGUUCCGCAAACGCCCAUCAAAUCAGGUUCGCCCAAAUUUGCGAUCGCUUCCAAACCGUCGAGUGCGGGUAAGAGAUCAGACGAUGCUUCCAAAAAGGAAGGUGCACCUACAAGAUGCACCAAUUGUAGCACU